CAAGCGUGAAGCGGUAUCGGGAAAACAGCCAUGAUGCGAAGGAAAGGAUGAAAAUUUCAUGCGAUAUAUGUGCAUAUUCGAGCACAAUUUUGCUAGGUCGGGCUUCGGCAUGGCAACACAGAAACCAGUGGAGUGGGUGCAAGCACUCAUUACACGUUUUGAGGAUCAGCUUCCGAUAAGGACGGGUUUGCACACCACCCACUCCCGCAUCAAUGUAGAGCAGAACAAAGAAUGCUUGAUCAACGUCAGUCGAUACAAGUUCACCCUGGUGAUCAGCGGCCUCACUCAGAUCCUGCGCACUGUCGGCACCAUGAAAAUCUUCGGCCCCGAAGCGGAACGCAAUUUCUACGAGUCGCAGCUGAUAAUUCUCGACACACUACAUCAGUGUCUCAAUGGGCAACCGAAAGACACGACGAGACUUGACGAGGCAAUGUACGUGAAACUUCUUCUGCCAGAGAUUAUACAGUUCAUAAACUACUCCAAUGAAAGUCCACUGAAGGCCCUGGCUUCAAAGGUGUUGUUCGCACUGAGCCUUAACAACUUCACAGCGGUCUUUAAUCGCAUUUCUGCCAGGCUUCAUGCUCUGUCUACCUCAAGUGACCAGGACCCUGGUGACUACAGUGAUCUGGAGCUAAUCCAACAUAUCAAUGUAGAUUACACACGACUGAUCAAACUACUAAAUGAAACGAAUCAGAAGUUCCGUAAUCUUAAGAAACAAGUGCAGCCCGUGUUGGUGCACAGCCUGGAGAAGGCAAUAUGGAACUGGAUGGACACUUAUCCGGAAGAAUUCACCGAACUCCAGAAGAAACCGAACGAUGAACUGACAGAGGCGUGUGAGAAGUUGUUUGAUCACUUGGACACAUUCACCGACAACACGAAGAAGAAAGCGACCGUGUGGCCCUUGCAAAUGAUGUUACUCAUACUCUGCCCUGUAAGGAGCGCCGUGCUCACCCAAGUACCUCAAGAAGAAAUCGUUCAUCGACACCGUAAGAAAUCGCUGAUCGGUCAGGGCGGCUCCCGACAGAUGGCAAGGGGCGCUGUAGUCACCUGCGUGAAGCUGUGCAAGGCGUCGACGUACAUCAACAUCCUGGACAGCAGUAAUGUGCUCUUCAUCCUCGUGCACUCCGUCAUUAACGAGCUCAAGCUGCUGCUGUUUAACCCGGUGAAGCCAUUCAACAGCAGCCAGAGCAAGGCCCAGCAGGACAUUGACCUCAUGAUCGACUGCUUCGUCUCCUGCUUCCGCAUCAACCCGCACAACUUCGAGGCGCUCAAGAACUGCCUGCACCCAGCCUCGCCGUUCAGCUUCCACUUUGUUCUAGUCAACGCGCUCUACAGGAUCAUCACGCAGACGCGUCUGCCCUGGUGGCCAAAGAUAGAGAUCGUCUAUAACAAGUCGUCAGAGCUCCGACUCAUGUUCACUGACUGCCUCACCAAAGUCACACAGAUUGCUGGCCAUACCUCCCACAAGGGGGCGCAUUUUCUGAAAGAGAAGGUGUUUAAUCCACCGCUGGGAUUCAAAGGCAAGCCGGUUGAGGAAGGGCCAAACUACAAGUACCUGUUACUGUGGCUAGUCAGACUUAUCCAUGCUGACCCAAUCCUCAUGCUUCACUCCAUGCUGCCGCAAUCCUCGACGCUGCAUAGUAAGGCUCCAUGCGACCCAAUCCUCUAUGCUUCACGAAGUCCAUGCCUUGCACCCAAUGCCUCUACGCUUGUCAACGUAAGGUCCAUGCUGACCCAAAUCCACGCUGUCAUGCGUAAGAUCCCAGUGUCUGACGUCAUAUCCUCAGCUGCUCACCGGAACCGAAAGGCGGCCCACGAGAUAUCAGAGCAGGCAUCGCUGGGAAGCUUGAUCGAAGUGUCCGGUGUCCGCUCGUGCAUCAGGCGUGCGAUGGCCGAACGAUCCGCGUCUCAGGAGGCGAUGGAGGGCGCUGCUAGAGUGUCUGGCCCAACCCGAGCAACAUCGAGCCUUGGAAGCCCCGAGGCACCGCAUCAACACGUUCUGGGACGUGAGUUUGCAGGUGCUUCUUCUCCAGAUCUUGCACAGAAGCUCAUCCAGUCAUCAAUCAUCAAUUACACAGAGAUCCUCAAGGAUUGGAGACCCUGGUUGACUAACGUUCACGGUGGCUGGUCCAUUGUCACCGCGCCAGGUGGUGUUCUUGCAGUGUACCUGUGGAGGUAUCGACAUCCGACGCCGACUGACGGCCCAAUCGUGCCUGCUCGGCGUCGUGCUGUAACCGUCACUCACCUGCUUACCUAUUACCAGGUGUAUUCGGAGCUGGCAGCAGCGAGCCGUGACCUGACGACGGGCCGCGCAGCCCUGCAGAAGAAGAUCAUGUCACUGCUGAGGAAGAUUGAGCAUUCGACGCAGGGCUGCACGCAGGCCUGGGAGGAUACAUUCAGGAACUGGGAGUGUGUGAAGAAGAUGCUUGUUACCUAUCCUAAGUCGGCCGACCACAGCCGCUGCGAGGAUCAGAUCAACGAGUGGGCCAACAUGACGGGGUUUCUUUGUGCGCUAGGGGGCGUCUCCUUACAGAAGAAAAGCCCUGCCCGACCUAGCAGUAUGUCAGCCUCCACGACGUCGCUACUGACCGAUCCGCGCAAGUACAGCAUGCUACCAGGGGGCAGCAUCGAGCUACAAUACUGUCCGGUCACCGAGUUUAUUGGGAUGCUGCUGGAGCUGCUAGUCUGCUGCAACGAGAAGUUUGGCGCGCAGAUACAGAAGCAUGUGAAGGAGCUUGUCGGACACGAGCUCAGCCCCGCGCUCUACCCAAUCCUCUUCGACCAGAUCAAGGUCAUCGUCGACAAGUUCUUCGACAUACAGUCGCAGGUGAUCGUGACGGAUCCACACACGCAGUUCAUCGAACACAUCAUCUUCAUCAUGAAGAACAUACUCGAGAACAAACCGGAGAACUCGUCCGAACAUCUCGGCGUGACGAGCAUUGAGGGAAAAAAAAUGUGGAAGUAUCUGUGUCUAUAUAACCCGGGAAAGGCGGGCCACGAGAUACAGAGCAGCACGCUGGAGCUGAUCAAUGGUCUCGUGUCGCUCGUGCAUCAGGCGUCGAUGGCCGACAUCGCUCAGGAGGCGAUGGAGGCGCUGCUAUGUCUGCACCAACCCGACAACAUCGAGCUGUGGAACCCCGAGGCACCCAUCAACACGUUCUGGGACGUGAGUUCGCAGGUGCUCUUCUCCAUCUCACAGAAGCUCAUCCAGCAUCAGAUCAUCAAUUACACGGAGAUCCUCAAGUGGCUGCGAGAGAUCCUCACCUGCCGCAACAUGUUCCUGCUCAAGCACAAGGACUACGCCAAUGUUGGCAGCAACAUACCCAUCUGCCGGCAAGCCCACAUCAAGCUGGAGGUGGUGUUCUUCAUGUACCUGUGGAGCAUCGACAUCGACGCCGUACUGACGGCCAUGUCCUGCUUCGCUCUGCUGUGCGAGGAGGCCGACAUACGCUGCGGCUCAGACGAGCUCGCUGUCACUCACCUGCUUCCUAAUUACCAGAUGUGUCACACCUCUCACUACCUCACUCUGUGUGUGUUUGUGGUUUACAGGGAGCUGGACCAGGCGAGUAUGGAGGCGGUGGCAGCGUUGCUAGCAGGCCUGCCCCUGCAGCCCGAGGAGAGCGAUCGAGGAGACCUGAUGGAAGCAAAGUCUCAGAUGUUCCUCAAGCUUCUCACGCUGUUCAUCAACCUGCUGAACGACUGCAUCGAGGCGACGGAGGAAAAGGAUGGUUCGCGGAAGCAGAUCGACACCGGCAAACUGCAAGAGCUACGCAACUGCACGGUGCAGGCCAUGUCCAACCUACUCAACGCCAACAUAGACAGCGGACUGAUGCACGCCAUAGGGCUCGGAUACCACAAGGACCUGCAGACGCGCGCGGCAUUCAUGGAGGUACUCACGAAGAUCCUGCAGCAGGGGACGGAGUUCGAUACGCUCGCCGAGACCGUGCUGGCCGACAGGUUUGAGCGACUCGUGGAGUUGGUGACGAUGAUUGGUGACAAGGGAGAGCUUCCGAUCGCGAUGGCGCUGGCCAGCGUCGUGUCGUCACAGCAGAUGGACGAACUCGCUCGCGUGUUCGUCACGCUGUUCGACGCCAAGCACCUCCUCUACCAGCUGCUGUGGAACAUGUUCUCGAAGGAGGUGGAGGUGGCCGACUGCAUGCAGACGCUGUUUCGUGGAAACAGCCUCGCAAGCAAGAUCAUGGCCUUCUGCUUCAAGAUCUACGGUGCCAGCUACCUGCACAACCUGCUCGAGCCGCUCAUACGUCCCAUGUUCUCGCCCGAGCAGCAGAACCUGUCGUACGAGGUGGACCCGGCGAGUUUUACGUGCGCGCAUCUACGCGAGUGCCGCUCAUCGUCACGUUGUCUCUNGAUGUCGAAGAUCCUGCAGAACAUUGCCAACCACGUACUGUUCACCAAGGAACAACACAUGCGACACUUCAAUGACUUCCUCAAGACGAACUUCGAGGCCGGCAGAAGGUUCUUCAUCCAGAUCGCGUCCGACUGUGAGACGAUUGACUCUGCGAGUCACAGCCUGUCGUUCAUCAGUGAUGCGAACGUCAUGGCCCUCCAUCGUCUGCUGUGGAACCACCAGGAGAAGAUAGGAGACUACCUGUCCAGCAGCAGGUCAGUCGUUAACGGAGGAAGGCCGACGUCGGGCAACAGGGGAUGUCUCAUCAUUGCAGAGAUGAGCUCAGAGGGGAACCUCGCGACGGGGGCGUACACGAAAGCGCAUCUGGUGACCUCGUCGUUGUUUCGUCGCUGCUGCUGCAGGGUUGGUGAGAUCAAUGGUGACCUUCUCAUCUACCAUGUGCUGCUCACGCUGAAACCCUUCUACAACAAGCCGUUCGAACUCGUCGUUGACUUCACACACACAUGCGCCGACAACAGAUUCCGGACGGAGUUUCUGCAGAAGUGGUUCGUCGUCAUGCCGGACGUCGCCUACGAGAACAUUGUCGCCGCCUACAUCUACAACUGCAACUCGUGGGUGCGAGAGUACACCAAGUACCACGAGCGCAUCCUCGCCUCGCUCAAGGUGGGUCCGACGGCGAUUCAGGUGACGUCGCUAGAGAAGACGAAGGUGCUGGGUCACUCGCUGCUGCUCAACGAUGUCUACUACGCCUCCGAGAUAGAAGAGGUGUGCCUCGUCGACGACAACCAGUUCACGCUGACGAUCUCGAACGAGAGCGGCCCGCUGUCGUUCAUCCACAACGACUGUGACAGCAUCGUGCAGGCGAUCAUACACAUACGCACGCGCUGGGAGCUAUCGCAGCCUGACACCGUCACCGUGCACACGAAGAUACGGCCCAAGGACGUGCCUGGCACACUGCUCAACAUGGCGUUGUUGAACCUCGGCAGCUCGGAUCCACAGCUGCGAUCGGCCGCCUACAACCUACUGUGUGCGCUCACCGCGACCUUUGACCUGAAGAUCGAAGGCCAGCUCUUGGAGACGUCGGGACUGUGUAUUCCCAACAACAACACGAUCUUCAUCAAGACGAUCAGUGAGAAGCUGGCGGCUAACGAGCCACACCUAACGCUUGAGUUCCUCGAGGAGUGCAUACAGGGCUUCCGUAACUCUCACAUAGAGCUGAAACACCUGUGCCUUGAGUACAUGACUCCCUGGCUGCCAAACCUCACCAGAUUCGUGAAGCACUCUGACGAAGCGAAGAAGCAGCGAGUGUCGCUCAUCCUCGACAAGCUGAUCACCAUGACGAUCGACGAGGUGGAGAUGUAUCCGUCGAUACAGGCGAAGAUCUGGGGCAACAUCGGACAGGUCGCCGACCUCAUCGACAUGGUGCUCGACAGCUUCAUCAAGCGUCAAUGCGCGGCUGGGGCCGUGCAGGCGGAGAUCAUGGCCGACUACGCAGUGGCGGCUUGGCGUCUGCCACGUGCAGCUGUCGCACGCAGGUAUCUUCCCAUGUGCCGGCUCAUCGACAAGACGUGCAUGUCGCCGACGGCCGUGCUCGAGCAACACCCAUGGGACGACAUCGCUAUCUAGCUCGCCUACCUGCACAUGCUUAAUCUUCACAACUGUUACUGCCUAGAUGUGGCGAGUCACCUGCCAUACCUGUUCCACAUCGUGACAAUACUGAUCGCGACGGGACCACUCUACCUGCGCGCGUCAACGCACGGACUAGUCAUCAACAUCAUACACUCGCUGUGCACCUGCUCCAAGCCCACGUUCAGCGAGGAGACACAGCGAGUUCUGAGGCUCAGCCUCACAGAGUUCUCACUGCCCAAGUUCUACCUGCUGUUUGGCAUCAGUAAGGUGAAGUCAGCUGCCGUCACGGCCUUCCGGUCUAACUACAGGACAGGCGAGCGAUCGACGGGCACCGACAGCUGGUCGCAGUUUGCAAUGUCUCCUCCGGAGCAGGAGAAGAUCACGCUCGCUCAGCUGGAGGUAGUCACCGACGCGUUGCUGGAGAUCAUGGAGGCUUGCAUGAAGGACAUACCCAGCUGUCUGUGGCUGCAGCAGUGGAUCGACUCCGCAAAGAGCUUUGCGUUCCGCUACAACCCGUCGCUGCAGCCUCGGGACCUCAUCGUGUUCGGCUGCAUCAGCAAGACGAUCACGGAUAACGAGAUCAAGCAGCUGCUGCGAAUCCUCGUUAAGGCGCUCGAGUCCUUCAACGACAUCAUGCUCAUCGACUCCAUCGUCAUGUGUCUCACGCGCCUCCAGCCCCUGCUCAGACCUGUGAGUAUAUAUACAUGGUGUUUUACACUUACGUGUUCGUUGUCGCAGGCGCUCGAGGCAGUCAUGAUGAGCUCUCGCGAGCCGCUAGAGUGGCACUUCAAGCAGCUCGACCACUCGAUCGGCCUCAGCUUCAAGGCCAACUUCAACUUCGCUCUCGUCGGACACCUCCUGAAGGGCUUCCGGCAUCCCGCGCCGAACACUGUGAGCCGUACGAUCCGCGUGCUCAACAUGAUCCUCAGCACCGUCGCGAAACCCUACAGCAGAGACAAGUUUGAGGUGACUCCUGAGUCGGUUCCCUACCUCGCCGCUCUCGUGUCCGUGUCGGAGGAGGUGCAGAGCCGCUGCCACCUCAAGCACCGGCUGAAGAACACGAUGACGGAGUCGGCUUCCACGGACAGCAUCGGUGCCGAGCUCAUGACACACCAGAAGUCUCCGGGCGGCGGCCAGCCCGGCCAAUCGAGCAGCCCGAAAACGUGGCGCAGCCUCGACCUUGAGCAGGGAGCCGGAGGGCGUCCUCUAUACAAGACGCAGCGCAGUAGCUCCAUGCCGACGCCCAGGACGCACAAGUCAGCCGAGUUGGCCGCGCAGAAAGGUAUGAUGGCGGAAGAGUCGGCGCCGAAGGAGCGAGGUAACCGCGUGUCCGUGUCGAACGAGAACAACGUGCUGCUUGACCCAGACGUGCUCACCGACUUCCCGACCAAAGCUCUCACGCUCACCGUGCUGGCGACACUGGUGCGUAACACGACGGAUGAGAACGAGGCGCGCAUUCUCUACGAGUAUCUCGCCGAGGCAUCCGUCGUCUUCCCUAAAGUUUUCCCCGUCAUACACAGCCUCGUGGACGCUAAGAUCAACAGCGUGCUGGCACUCUGCCACGACCAGGUAAUCCUGAACGCUGUGCAGAGCAUCAUCCAGAACAUGAUCGCAUACGAAGACUCGUCCUCGCAGCAGCUGCAGCUCAGCUACCUGCAAAGCUGUGGAUUCGGAGGGCUUUGGCGGUUUGCGGGGCCUUUUUGCAAGACGACGGCGAGCCCCGACAACGCCGAGCUGUUUGUGAACUGCCUCGAGGCGAUGGUAGAGACGGGGUUGCCCGGGGACGAUGCGGAGCAGCUGUCGCAGUACCCGAGCACACUCUCCGUCUCCUCCAACCUCAACCUCUCCUCCUCCAUGUCCAGCCUCACGCUGAGCUCCCCGACCGAGAAGGAGGUCACGGGGGUGCUGGAGUACUCGCAGGCGAACGGAGCGACGAACAGGAUGCGGCACGGCUCAGCGAACCAGGUGUGCAAGCAGCGAUCGGUCGGCGGCAGCUUCAAGCGCAAGAGCUCCAAGAAGAACGGCGCAAACCCGCAGACGCAGUACGAGUAGUCGCAGGGUCGCCAUGGAGAGUCCGUUGCCGCGGCGACGCAGCCGCAGUGGUGACUGUUCCUAUGAGGAUGUCGGGGCGGCGUCUGCUGGCUCGACCUCUGCGGUAAACUGUUUGACCUUUGAACCCGGGUCGCGCGGCGGCCGGCUUUACCGUGCCGGAGCGUCAUUUGUUGGGGAUGAAGGAGAAACUUGUUGAGAUGCGAACCGUCUCCUCCCCUCUCCCCUUCCUCUCCAGGCGUCGUCGCAUGGCCGGGCGGCCGGGCGGCAGACGCGUGCGAGAGAGACGAGGCGGCGUUAUAUUUGCCAGUCAUUCACGACAUUCGUAAAAUGUAUUUUUAUGCCUUCCUAGUGGGUCUUAGCAAGAGACGGGAGUUCUGCAGGAAGUAGGCUUAUACUGAUGGUGAGACAACAGCGAGGGAGGUGAGGUGAGAGAGAGAGAGAGAGAGAGAGAGUGAGUGUGUGUGAGAGAGAGAAUGAGAGAAAGAGAAACAGAUUGAGGGAGUCAGGAAGAGUGUGUGAGUGAUAAACUGUGAAAGGAGGGUAGGGGAGAGAGAAAUAAGAGAGGAAAGGGCAAGGGAAGGUGCAGAAAGACAAAAGAGGUAGGGAGCACGUGUGUGAGUGAACAAAAGUUUGAGAGGGAAGGGGUGUGUGUAUCUGUACGUGCGUGUGCGCACGUGUGUGAGAGGGAGAACGACAGACAGGGACAGGCAGAGAUAGUGAGACAAAUAAAGACAGAGAGAGUUUAACAUGCCAGGUCAUCACUGGCAUUCGUCUAUCAUAUAUCUUUAUUUGAGAUUUAUCCUAUUAGAAUCUUAAAUCCUUUGCUUUGUGAAUCAUCGUUACCCUAUUUUAUGUGAAGAGGGAGCAAUUCCCAUAUUUUGUCAUCUAGAAUCAAUGAGCCAUUGUUGCAUUGUACAGUGUAAUGUAAAGAGAGAUGAAUGCAUGUGCCGCAUUCUGGUUGGAGGAAUUCGCAUUAAUCGGCUUGGAAUCUGUUGUUGCCAUUGUUGUUAUCGUUGUUGUACCUAAAAGAUGAAAAGUUAUAUAUUUUGGUUUCGAUUAUCGUACUCUCGUGUUGUUGUGAGUUUUUUCCGGCUCGGGGGAGCUUCGUACGCGGCACCUCUCCGUACACGCCGCGGCGCCUCUCCAUACGCGCCGCGGCGCCUCUCCGUGCGCGCCGCGACGCCUCUCCGCACGCCGCGGCAUUAGUGCACGCGUGAGGAGAGCCGGUGCGGACGGAGAGCGUAGUACAAACUCCCGAGAGUCGGCUCGACGAAGGUGACCACUGUGUUUAAGUUUUGCCGUCUUCGAUCGCGGGCUCUGCGAGGGAUGCAUAAAGCGUGUGGGAAGCGAUGAUCGUGUGUGAACCACGCACACCCUUACUGUUGACAGAUGUAGUGGGAUGCAAAUGGUUUUCACACUUACUGCUAUCACCUUGAGUGGCGGUGUUUCAUCUGUCCUUUAAUCUAAUGAAUGGACGUAUGUGCGAGCGAAUUAUCCACACGCCCUGUCAGAGGACAUUGUUGCCUGGUCGUUCGGUCGGUCAGUCUCGCCCAGUUUGUAGGCGGUUUGUCACGCGUGUGCACGCCAAAAUGGCGGAUAUGCAGCAGUUCGCUGCUACUCGUUAUUUUAGAACGUUCUAUCGCAACGCUGAUUGGCUAUGGCUGCGUGAUGUCACGCACAGCAGGCAGAUAGGGUAGUUCUAUCCUAUCGACGAUGUGUAUCACUGCACGUUUCGUCGCUUUCUUCUCGGCUCUCUAUGCAUUCCCGCAGAGCAAGUCGGUCAGGGUCGAUGGCGUCUGUGUCAAGGUUAUGUAACUUGUGAAUGUGUAAUCUACUGAAUUCGCUCGCUAUUGGCGUCUGUCGCGCCGUAAACUUUCGUCGCAUAACUGCAGAUCGAGGACAGCGAGAAUGUUUUAUUGAGAGUUCGAUCCUUCGAUCGAAUUCUUCCUAGAAGAUAAUUGACAGAUUUUGUGAUAAGCACAAUCACAACGUUUGCACACGAUGUUACUAAAGUAUUUUUUCCCCCCGACGGUAACAGCAUAUUUUUUGUCUUUAAAUUUGUCUAAAUAAUAUUUUGCUGUUUUCGUUGGUUAUUAACUGUUGCUUCAUACAUAAAUGCAAGUCUAUUUUACGGUGCCAAAAAGAUCAAAGUAGCAUUUUAUCACGAGUGUUAUGUUCAUCUCUACAAUAACUUAAAUUCCAGGAGCAUGUAUAUUUCAACCUCAUGAAGUGUCGUUUUUCUUUUUCUUUUUAAUGGCUGGAUGUAAUUUGUCCCCAGCCGGACGUAGUGAAAUCAUGAGUUCAUGUGAGCAACUUGUUAUAAGUGGAAUAUUGUGAGUGAUCGUCGUAACAGGAAUCUGUACACGAACUGGCAAUUUCUCGUCGUAGAUAUAUUUCUUCGUUGGUCUCGUGGGGCGGUGAGUUGUCAGGGGUUUCGUCCGAGCUGCGUGCAUUUAUGCAGUAGAGAGAGAAGCUUCCAGCACAGCAGCAAGAGCACACGAUUUGUGUUGUAGGUCUUAACAGGUUAAAGUGCUGCCGCUGCAACAGCUAUAUGUAUAUAUAUAUAUGUAUGUAUGUAUAUUAUAUACACGUUGGUUUUUGGCAAUCUAGCAUUCACUGUGACAGGGGUCUAUGGUUGUAAUGGUGGCAGUGUGUGAAGAGGGCUGCGCCGGACAUUUUUUCCCCAAAUCAAAAUUACGUUUAACCUCGCAUAUUCGAUCUGCAUACGAAAUCCUGUCAGUGACAUGACACGAUAGUUUGCUGCGGAUGCUAGCUACGUGCAUCGUGAAGCAUGGCCGCAAGCAUCGUCAAACACAUUUCGCGCGGUAGGCAGCAACUCUCUUAGCAACGUCCAAGUACCAUCAUGGCGUACGUGUAAAAAUUUAAAUCUAUAAUUAUUACAGCAACUUUUAGCAAGUAAUAUUGUGUAUAUUAUUUAUCUAAUAAAUGUCUAAAAUUCAUUAAAAAAA
Priapulus caudatus is the source of this 11019-nucleotide messenger RNA. RefSeq names its product neurofibromin-like. The record is from RefSeq and is a predicted model, not a curated record. Lineage: Eukaryota; Metazoa; Priapulida; Priapulimorpha; Priapulimorphida; Priapulidae. Gene Ontology annotation, biological process: regulation of GTPase activity.